UCCCAUCCUUUAUUUACCACACUACAAAUGUUAUUGGCCUCACUGUUUCUUUUUCUCGGCGCAUGCGCUGCCAUUCUAGUUUUUUGAGGAGAAAGAUGGAAUGGGAAAGAAAAACAACGUGCCCCCUAACAGAUAGAGAGAAAGAGAGGAAAUUCAGAACCAGAUUUUACACGUUGAAGAAGACAUCACUUUGGAGACGUAACUACGACCGAUCAGUUAGUUUGGGAGGUGUUUCGUGCUUCUUGAGACCCCUGCUACUAAGACGUAGUACGAACCCAAUGAGGAACGUCAUCAUGAGAAGCUGUCGUUAUGAGUCCUCUACAUCACCAGCAGAGUACUCACUAUCUCCGCAAAUGGUGAUGUACUCGAACCAGCAACCAACUAACGGCCUUUGCUCCAUGGACAAUGGAAACUACUACCGAGGAUCGCCGGAAAAUCUCGGCACAUACACGCCAACAGCAAGGGUCUGGCACGGUGAAGUUAGCGCUCGUGAAAAAGAAGGAUUUGAUAGAACUUCUACGUCCCGAUUGUCUCUAAUUCAAACUUCUAGCAACUUUCGUGAUCAUGCGGCCUCGAAUGAGGUGUCUUCACGCUACAAGUCGGUAUUAAGACAACACGAAGAAAGUUUUUAUAUGACAAGAGGCUGUGAUGUUUUUGCGCGUCCUUCUGAGAAUAAAACAGAUUCCGACAACGCCAGGAGAUCGUUUUCUUCAUCACAGCCUAAUAAUUUAUCUCUUCCUUUAAAACCCAUUCUACAUCAGGAUAAAAGCUCUACGCCACCCAAAAUUCCUAGUCCUGGUCUAAAGGAAAUCUCUCAUUCUGCUGGUCACUCUGUCGACGAGGAUCCAGAAGAACAUGUACCCCACGUGCUUGCCCCUCCGUUCCACGGACACGCUCCGAGAAGAUGUCUCCUCUGGGCGUGCAAGGCAUGUAAACGAAAGACUGUGACGAUUGAUCGAAGAAAAGCUGCUACGAUGAGGGAACGACGACGACUACAGAAAGUAAACGAAGCUUUCGAAACUUUGAAACGAAGAACUUGCGCCAAUCCAAACCAGCGUCUCCCUAAAGUGGAAAUUCUUCGGAAUGCUAUCGAAUAUAUCGAGAGCCUGGAAGAAUUGCUUCAUGGGGCACCAGGCAUUCAGAAGCCGGGAAAGAGAAAGUUCAGCCGGGAUUCUGACUCUGCCAGUGGUGGUAGCGACUAUUCAACCAUCAACAGUCCUUCCUAUCUGAACGAAAGGCUUCACCAUUAUGGAGAAGCAAACGGAUUUUACCCACUUUCUGGGGGCGAACAACAGUCUUCUUCAGUAUCCAGUCUUGAUUGCUUAUCUCUAAUCGUAGAAAGCAUCAGUCCCACUUCCGGCAGCCUUAUCAACGCCUUCUCCAUGGCAACGGAUCAUCCUGUGUAGAAUAUAUUUUAAGAAGGAAUUCAAAUGAAUUGGUUGCGAUAUUACACUUGCCAAACAAGACUACACGUAAAACAUGUUAGCAAGCCUAAGACUCAUCCGUUCGUAAUGAACAAUGGUUGAACUUACUUGCUUUCAUUUUUUAUUAAUAAGUUCAUAUUGUAUUAUAAAUAGUGGUGUCUUUGUCGUUGUUUUCAGAUAUUCUUGAGAUAACUUCUUCUGUUGACGAAGUCCUACGUUCAUUUGGCUGAAGAAUUUCGUCUACAUAACAUGAACUAAAUUUUUCUAGCAGAACGAAAUGUUCACAACAAGGAGCUUCACAACAUGACUAGAGAUUACCAAGCAGACAAACCACUCUUCUGUUAGAGACAUAUGGAUAAAGAGAUGUUGUUGUUACUUAUGUAUGUCUGCUUUGUGUAUCGUCUGGAGACGUCAUUAAUGCCGGUGCAAAAAUUCUUGACCUGAAAUGCGGGGAUGAUCAGAAAAAAAUAUUGUGUGUUUUGGUUUUGUUUUGUUGUGGUUUUUUUUUUUUGCGUGUGAAAAUUAUUGACUAACUGUGCAAUAUAACCUUAGAUUUAAGAAUUUUAAAAUAAAUAACAACCUGAUACACUCACUUCAAACCUCGUUUUGAGCUACAACAAAUGUUACAAUAGAUAAACUGUAAUUUUUCAAAUACAAUAUUUGUAAAUAAACAUAAUUUCUAUCGUUAAAAAUGAGGCAAGUCUAAUUAAGUUCUAUUUUUAGACUACGAAAGUAAAUCGUUUUUAGUCUUAAAACGAUUAAUGAUUGUGUUGGCUGUCAGACCGAAGUCUAUGUUAUAGGUCGUUAUUUUCUACUUUUUUCAUCAGUCUCAUAAUUUGUUUACUGACUAAUGGUACAGGAAGGGAAAGCUAAUAUUUCUUAACAAAAUUUCCCUUUGCGAGAACCAGUAGACAGGUUUAUGUUUGUUAAAUAUAAACUCCGUCUUUUCUAAAUAACUAGUUUAAUUAUAAUUUGUUACUUAAACAUGACAAGGAUAUUCUGCUUUUGUUAAGAAAACUUUAAUUUAAGACCAAACUGAUCUUUUAGUUAAAUAUUUUAAAACCACAUUGUCUACAACAAUGUUCAUUUAAAGUGCAAUAAAACUAUAUACGUUUAACAUAAUUGUUUUAAGAAUUUAAUUUCUACGUUUAAGGACACGACAUUGUAUUUGUAUAUGAAUCAGUGCCUUAAGAGAUACAAUAAAAAAAUUAUAGACUUAACUGAUGCUUUACUGAAAUAUUUUAUAACCACGUUCAUUGAAAGUGCAAUAAAACUAUAUAUACGUUUCACAUAGUUGUAGAAUUCUUAUUUCUACGUUUAAGGACACGACAUUGUAUUUGUAUAUGAAUCAGUGCCUUAGGAAUAAAAAAAUCAUAAAGACUAAACUGAUGCUUUAUUAAAGUAUUUUAUAACCAUGUUCAUUGAAAGUGCAAUAAAACUAUAUAUACGUUUAACAUAAUUGUUUUAAGAAUUUAAUUUCUACGUUUAAGGACACGGCAUUGUAUUUGUAUAUGAAUCAGUGCCUUAAGAAAUACAAUAAAAAAAAUUAUAGACUUAACUGAUGCUUUACUGAAAUAUUUUAUAACCACCUUCAUUGAAAGUGCA
Messenger RNA from Limulus polyphemus (Atlantic horseshoe crab), 3029 nucleotides. RefSeq names its product transcription factor SUM-1-like. Bases 63 to 1406 code for a protein of 447 amino acids. Gene Ontology annotation, biological process: muscle organ development; positive regulation of myoblast differentiation; regulation of transcription by RNA polymerase II. Gene Ontology annotation, molecular function: DNA-binding transcription factor activity, RNA polymerase II-specific; RNA polymerase II cis-regulatory region sequence-specific DNA binding; protein dimerization activity. The transcript has 4 exons. The record is from RefSeq and is a predicted model, not a curated record. NCBI's taxonomy places the organism in Eukaryota, Metazoa, Arthropoda, Merostomata, Xiphosura, Limulidae.